Maudiozyma saulgeensis is the source of this 963-nucleotide messenger RNA. The record is from the annotation of a GenBank genome assembly. NCBI's taxonomy places the organism in Eukaryota, Fungi, Ascomycota, Saccharomycetes, Saccharomycetales, Saccharomycetaceae.
AUGUCUCAAACCUGGUUCUCCAAGUCUACUCUACUUUCAUUAGCUGUUCUUUUGACUGCCUCCAUUGCUCUACCAGUUGUCAAGAGAGAUACCAUUAAAAUUGGUAACAAGGGCUGGUACUUUGACCUAACCGCUGCUGACACUUCUGCUUGGGCUGGUGCAGUCUCCACUGUUUGUGCCUCAGGUAACGUCGGUGUCUGUGCUGGUGAAACUGUUGUCGCCACAGUCCUAACCGGUAUCAUGGCUCUAGGUAACACUGGUUCCACUACUUCUUCUUCCUCUUCUUCUUCUUCUGGCGACGACACUGUUGCCAUUACUACUACUGCUGCUGCUGAUGUUGGUGUUACCAGCACUGUCGCCAGUGCUGCUGCCACUUCUUCUGCUGCUGCCUCUUCUAACAUUAUAGGUAAUGUUGUUACUGCUGUUGAAAACAUUCCAAAGGAAGUCGAAAGUCUUCUAUCUGGCUCUGGUAUUAAUUUGCUAGGUGUUUACAAUAUUUCUUCCAAGGUUUCUGAUGCAGUUCAAAACAUUAUUCAUUUCGAUACAUCUUUAGGUCAACACAUUGCCGCUCAAAUUGGUGGUGAAGCUUCUAACCUAACUCAAUUAGCUGAACAAAUCGUUAAGGCUGUCCCAGGUAUUCCAACUUUUUCUAACUUGACUGUACUUGCUGAACAAGCUGUCGAAGCUGCUGCCAAGAACGAUGGUGAAAAUGUCAUUUCCUGGAUGACUUACAACAUUAAGGAAGCUGAAGAUGGUCUAACCGAUAUCAUCAACAGUUUAGGUGGUGCUGAUAUGUCUCAAUUUGCUACUGAAAUCAACGAUUUCAUUCAAAACAACGGUGCCUGGAAGUUCUGUCUAUCUCCAUCCUCUCAAGUUGUUAACGUUACUGUCAGUGAAAGUUACAAAUUAUUCGGUGAAAUUUACUUAAACACUUACGGUGGUAUUGAUGCUGAAUGUGCAUAA